UCAGCUCAGCUCUCUGCUACCUUCUUCUUGAAACCUUUCUUCUACGCUACUCUUGUCUUUUGGAUCUUGUCGAUGUGUGGCGUGUGGUACGCGCGCACUCCAUCGUCCUUGCUCGGUGGUUGUGAAAAUGAUGGGGAAAUCUGGUACCUGAUGGAGAACUGAGGGUUCUCUAUGGGGUUUGUGGGGGUUGAGAUGGUGAUGUUUUUGGCUUAAUUCCUUCAUUGCACCUACAUGCAUGCCAAAGCCCCUGUUGGCAUAGUGAUACUUAGUAAUUGAGCCCUUAAGGCUUUGUAUUAUUGUUUGAUUUUGGGUUCUCUUCAGCUUGUGUUGUACCAUUGUUCUUUUGCUUCGAAGCAGAGGGUGGUCUUUUGUGGAUAUGUCCACUGUCGAGUGGGUAAUUUUCUUUUACUAUUCCCUUGCUUGGGGCUUCUUCCUUCCUUCCUUUCCUUGUUCUUCUCCUCCUCCUUGCAUGGUAGUGUAGUUCUUUCCCUAGAACUUUGGUGCAGCCAAUUCGCAGAAAGAGGUAGAGUGCAGAUACUACCAUGGAACUUUUCAGAUUGUACUGCUAGAAAUUAAUCAUCCUUUAAUGGAUCAUAAGGCAUGGCUUUGGAGAAAAAAAUCAUCAGAGAGGGAGCCGGAGAAGGAGAUGGUUGCACGAUUAGAGAAAUCCUUGCAAGACUUAAAUGAACAGCUUUCAUUUGCUAAUGCUGAAUGCAUUGAAAAGGAUGCUAUAUUAGCCAAACAAGCAAAAGUAGCUGAAGAAGCCAAAUUAGGUUGGGAGAAAGCUGAGGCUGAAGCUAUAGCUCUCAAGGCACAGCUUGAUGAAGCACUGGAUCAAAAAGCUGCAAGUGAGCAAAGGAUUUCUCAGCUUGACGAAGCUUUAAAUGUUGCAAUGGUGGAGAGGGAUUCAUUAAUAAAGGAUACAGAUCAAAUGAUUUCUAGUGAUAAAGAUAAAGUUCAGAAGCUGCAACAAAAUUUAGCCGAGAAAAUAAACGUAAUUGGUAGCUUGGAUGCCGAGAAUGACAAACUUUCUGAAAUUCUGUCAGUGAAAGAGAAAAUCAUCUCUGAGCUAAUUGAGUCAAAGGGAGUAACAGAGUCAAACAUCAAGGACCUUGCAGUAAAGCUAGAGUCAGCCGAAAGAUUAAAUUCUUCUCUUAGAUAUGAGGUUUUCAUGCUGCAAAAGCAACUAGAGAUUCGAAGUGAAGAAAGGAAAUUUAGUCUCAAAUCUGCUGAUGCUGCACACAAACAGCAUCUUGAAAACAUCAAGAAGAUAACCAAGCUCGAAUCAGAAUGCCAGAGGUUGCGUUCAAUGGUUCGUAAAAGGCUACCAGGUCCUGCUGCCAUUGCCAAAAUGAGAAGUGAAGUUGAAACAAUGGGUAGCAAUACAGCAAGCACAAGGACGAGAAGGUCCAAUUCUACAACAACAUUAAACUCAUGUGUUCCGGUACAGAAUUCUCAUGAUGCAUCCCAUGGAAAUUCUCCAUUGCUCGCAAGGCUGCAUGAGAUAGAAGAUGAAAAUAAUGCCAUAAAGGAAUCUCUUUCUAGAAAGGAUGGUGAGCUUCAGUUUUCUCGGACUAUGCUUGCUCGCACAACUUCCAAACUUUCCCAAGUUGAAGCACAGCUUGAAGAGUUAUCAAGAGGUCGGACUGCUGCAGAAUUGGUAAAAGGUAGCCCAACAGUGGUUGAACACCCUCUUUCAUCUAUCUCUGAGGAUGGUUGCAAUGAAGACAGCUGUUCAGGCUCCUGGGCAUCAGCCUUGUUAUCUGAACUGGAACACUUCAAGAAGGAGAAACUCACAGCACAUUCUAGUAAGAGCACAAGAGUAUCAUACAUGAGUUUCAUGGAUGACUUUGCAGAGACAGAAAAGUUAGCAUCAGUAUGCAAUGAUAAACCUAUGGAACCGUAUGAUUCAAAGAGAGAGGCAGUAGAAUCAUCAGGAAAAGAGCUAGCUCCAGUUGAUGGCGCCGCUGUAACAGCUGACCAAAUUCGCCAGAUUAAGAUCGAGAAGGCUGUCCUGAAGUUAAUUGAACUUAUUGAGGGAGUUAUCCAAAGAUCAUCAAAGGAUUAUAGUAGCACAGUUGUGCUGUCUGGUAGCGACGAGGAUAAUGGCCAAGAAACAUUACCAGGCUAUGUUGCUUGUGCAUUCAUGUGGAAUACAUCAGAACUUUCUUCUGUACUGCAAAACUUUGUCUUUGUAUGCAAUGAGCUUCUGUAUGGGAACAUUGAUGUUGAAAGCUUUGUUCAUGACCUUCACCUUACAUUAGAUUGGAUAAUCAGACACUGCUCUUCACUUCGAGAUGUAUCAGACAUGAAGGAAACUAUCAUAAAGCAUUUGGAAUUAAACAACAGCGAUGGCCUUGGAGUUGUUGCGUUAACCAAGCGCACAGGAAUCCAUACAGCAGAUGGCUUAGAUGAACCUAGGACGCCGGACACUGUUCAGAUUUUGUUAGUAUCUGGCUCCAGGUCUAUGGAUAUUGUACCUAAAGCUGAUGUUGGUACACAAAACACAAAUAAUGAAAUGGCACUCUCUAAAUUUCAGGGAAUAGAAGGAAAAACUUCAAAUUUGCGGGCAGAACUUAAUGAUUUGGAGGAGUCGGGAAAAAUAACGGCAUCUGUUAUUGAUGGGGAGUCAACUAUGAAUGAAUGUGGCACACAUGAAUCCAUCUUCAUAUCUGGAUUAAAUAAGGGCAAUCAAGAGGGGGUUACUUGUCUUGAAUCCAAGCUUCAGCUUGAAUGCAGUUGCUCUGCUAAAGAAGGUUCAGAAAAUAUCGCUGAGAAUGAAGAGAAACAACUGCAGAUGCAGCUGGAGAUCUCGACAGCAUCAGAGAAGCUCAUUGAGUGCCGGGAGACAAUCUUAAACCUUGGGAAACAACUGAAAGCUCUUGCAUCUCCAAAGGAUGCGAUGCUUUUCGACAAGAUACUUCAUACUACAGUUCAGUCUGAGCGGAAACCUCGAUCUCAAUCACUAAGCGACAUGCUAUCCAUGGAGGAUGGAGGAUUUUAUUACCCAAGCUCCGCUAAAACUAAGGAGAUCAUUUGCACUGGACCAAGGACGCCAGAUGAAAGAAAACAUUCAGCCGACAACGGAGAUGAUGGUCCCGCAGCAUGCAGUUCUCACCCAAUGCCAGCGGUGCUACCCGUAAAGCCUUGCAGGGUGAAUGGAACCUGCAAAGGUGAAGCUGAUCUCAAGGUAGUAGCACUUGCCGUCGUCCCGGGCAAGCAUAAGGGGAACGGCAGCUUGCUCAAGAGGAUUCUGACAGGAAGGAGAAAGGAGUCCACGGCCAAGCCAAAGGUGUUGCUAACUUCAUAACUGAUAGAGAGAAUAUGAAUUCUGGACAUGAUAAACCCUUUCGUGUGUAAAUUAAGUGUGCUCGUUUGCGUGUUGAGCACUGUUGAUGUCAGAUUAGUAGUAAUAAUGCAGUGUAUAUGUUGUAUCUGAUAGUGUGCUAGUUAUCUCCAGCUUUUCAUGACCUUUUUUCUUCUUCUGAAGACUAU
Molecule: messenger RNA, 3495 nt
Organism: Phragmites australis (common reed)
Lineage: Eukaryota; Viridiplantae; Streptophyta; Magnoliopsida; Poales; Poaceae
Product: filament-like plant protein 7
Exons: 6
Coding region: 587-3310 (907 amino acids)
Source: RefSeq, a predicted model, not a curated record